AUGUCCCCAAACUUUGCGCUACAUGAAAAGACAUUGUUAUCCAAUGAAAUAGACGAAAAGUCACGGAGGAUUUUUCCGUCCUCGAAUGCAGAUGGACAAUUGGAGGUGUUGGAGUUAUGGCAAGGGGGUGAUACACGGCUCCUUCGGAAUCCCUCAGAGCUGACUGGUUACAAAGAGACCGCCAAUGGGAGUUCUCAGUUGUAUAUUAUUCGACAAAAGCGUACCUGGGCACCCCUGAACAUUUCGCGCCAAUUUCUGGAGCGCUUUUUAUCGGUGCAUAACGUUUUUGAGCUGUUUUGGAAAGUUGCUUUUGCAUUUAGCAAAAAGUCUUGUGAGAAUGAAUUUGAUUUCCCGGGCUUCAUCAAUAGACAGACACGUUCAGAAGAACAGCGGAAAGCAUAUUAUUACGAUUACGAUGAGCUUUCCUAUGUCGUUCGAAGAGUCGAGUUGAAUGGACGCUCAGAAAUUCCUGGACAAUCACCAUGGUCGAUUCGUCAGACCGGUCUCUACCAUAAACUCCAGAGCCGACGAGGGAAUAAUGAUAAUGAUGAUGAUGGUGAGAAAUCAACCUACCUUGCUAUUGCACCGUCCGAUUCUUUUCUGGAAACGCUCGUCCAAUAUCAAAAGCUCGCUAUAGAGGAGAGACAAAGGCCCUCGCCAUGGCAUAUCCAUUGGCUCCUCAUGACAGACAGCCUUCGCGGAUGGGCCACUUAUAUAUCAUGGUUAGAAUCAGAACUCCAACAGCUGACAGAACCGAUUUUAUUGGCCGAGGCUGGAUUAGAUGAGACCCAAUUUCGUUCUGACGGGUUUCAAGUUACCUUUGAGGACUGUCAGAAGCUGAAACAAUUGGACGGGUAUGCAAGCGACUUGAAAAUAAUUUUGGGUAUAAUGGCCCAGAAUUGCAUUGGGGUUAAAGAGCGAUGUCUACGUUACUGUAGGCAGACAUGUUAUUCAUCCAAGAAUAGAUGUAUUUGCUCAGACUACCUGGACGAGUUUGACCGCUACGUCAAGGAGAUCAAGCUCCGUAUUAACCAAGCAAGCAUUCUCCACCGGAGGAUCCAAUCUACAAUGCAACUGUUGACAAGUUUCCUCGACUACGAAGAGGCAAAUGCAUUGAACAUUCUCGCUCAAGAGUCGAGUAAGGAUAGCAAGAAGAUGUCAAUAUUAACGCUUCGCAACACAAAAGAUGCUAUUGCAGUCAAGAUUCUUACAAUCAUCGGGUUGGUCUAUCUUCCGACCACGAUUGUCUUGAAUUUUUUUUCCACCGUCUUUGUCAAGUCGGCGGAUGGAACCCAAGAUAUGCAAGUUUCACCGGAUGUGUGGAUCCUCGCUGCGGUUGCCAUCCCAUUAACCGGCAUGACGAUUGUCUUAUGGUGGGCCUGUUUACGUUUUACUACUCCAUUAUUGAGAGAGGUUGAAUUGAGGCAGAGCAAGGGAGCUAUCGCUAGCAAACUACUGGAUCGACUUUGUCGGCGCCGGAAAAGGGGGGAAAAGAAUGACCUCGAGAUGGGCCGUGGAAUAAUAUCAUUGCGACAGGGGAAAUCAAGUUUCGUACCAAUUGUUGCUACCAGUGACUCAUGUACACCGACUUUGGCAGGGAGUUAAAUAAGCCUUUUGAUUCCUUUCUUCCCCCUGGAUAAGCUUUCACUACCC
Talaromyces proteolyticus is the source of this 1653-nucleotide messenger RNA. RefSeq lists its product as uncharacterized. Lineage: Eukaryota; Fungi; Ascomycota; Eurotiomycetes; Eurotiales; Trichocomaceae. The record is from RefSeq and is a predicted model, not a curated record. Bases 1 to 1605 code for a protein of 534 amino acids. The transcript is spliced from 5 exons.